Homarus americanus (American lobster) is the source of this 3093-nucleotide messenger RNA. RefSeq names its product F-actin-capping protein subunit alpha-like (gene cpa). The coding region runs from base 111 to 974 and encodes 287 amino acids. Gene Ontology annotation, molecular function: actin filament binding. Gene Ontology annotation, cellular component: F-actin capping protein complex; actin cortical patch. The transcript is spliced from 6 exons. Lineage: Eukaryota; Metazoa; Arthropoda; Malacostraca; Decapoda; Nephropidae. Gene Ontology annotation, biological process: barbed-end actin filament capping; actin cytoskeleton organization. The record is from RefSeq and is a predicted model, not a curated record.
GCUGUUUGCUUGGUAAGAAGACUGAUGAGUAAAAUACAUUAGAUAUACCAUUUAUGGUAAAGAGUGAGAGAGGAAACACGUAGCGGAAGUUCGGGCAGUGGAAAUCCAACAUGGCGUCAGACUUCGGAGACCAACUCCCUGAUGAGGAAAAGGUGCGGAUUGCCUCAGAUUUCGUCUUACACUCCCCUCCUGGUGAAUUCAAUGAAGUCUUCAAUGAUGUGCGAACCCUCGUCAACAAUGACACCCUCUUGCGGGAAGGUGUUGCCCGAGCAAUUGCCGAAUACAACAAAGACCAGCUGACCCCAGUGAGGUUGGAUGGACAGAAUCACUAUGCUCUUGUCACAGAACACAAUGACCUUGGAGGUGGACGUUUCCUUGAUCCUCGGGCAAAACUCACAUUCAAGUUUGAUCACUUACGCAAAGAAGCGACAGAUAUGAAGGCAUGUGAGAGCGACCCAACCACAGAGAGCUGGAGGAGUGCAGUAGAGACACAACUAAUGCAGUAUUCCGGUGACCACUACCCUCAUGGUGUUUGUGCUGUGUAUGCUAGGGCACAAGGCUCAGCAGUAACGCUUACUAUGUGCAUAGAAGAUCAUCAGUUUCAACCUAAAAAUUAUUGGAAUGGUCGGUGGCGAUCAACGUGGACAGUGACUCUAGGAGGUGGCAGUGUGGAGCUCAAAGGGGUCCUUAAGGUGCAAGUUCACUACUAUGAAGAUGGAAAUGUCCAGUUAGUCACAUCCAAAGAUGUCAAGGGUAAUCUUACGGUUGCUGGUGAGGAAGAGACGGCUCGAGAACUGGUGCACUUCAUAGAGACGGCAGAAAAUGAAUACCAGACGGCUAUCAGUGAAAACUACCAAACUAUGUCGGACACAACCUUCAAGGCCUUGCGCCGUCAGCUGCCUGUCACGCGUACCAAGAUUGACUGGAAUAAGAUAGUUUCAUAUUCUGUGGGAAAGGAGCUUAAGAAGCAAUAAUAGUUAAUGAUGGUACUAUGGAACAUUUUAAAAAUGAGUAUCUCUAUAUAAUGAAUUAGGGAUAGUCUUUACAGUGCAUUUGGUAUUCAUAAUUCCCAUUGAUUUAUUGUCAGUUGUUGAAUACUUCAGAGUUAGAUCGUUAUUUUGUCCUUAAGCAUUAUUAAGAUUGGAGAUUAUUUUAAUUAUUGUUUCUUAGUUAACCUAAAUAUGUUGAGAAUAAUCAGGUAUUGAAUUUUUUUUUGUCUUAAUUGAUCAGUUUCCCUUUUAAAGGUAGAGGUGAAUAUAUUGCUUUUGGGCUUCUCUGGGGUGAACCAUGCCAAUAUUUCUAUGAUGUUGUGCACUGUUACUGAAGGUUAAACACAUCUCUUGUUAAACUGUUGUGUAGAUCAUCAGAAACACGCAGCAAGAGUACGCCCUCAUGUAGAACGGAACAUUGAGCUACAUUUACUAUUCAGGAUUAUUGGGAAAAACUCGUUCAUACAUAUACCAUCAAGAAUUGUUCCAUCAUGUGCAUUUUUCAUUGCUUUAAAUUACUAGAGGUUACUUUGUAAUCUCAGUGUUCCACCUUUGGUCGAUGUCUUCCUGUGCGCUGUUUUUGAUUGUUUACGCAAGCAUCAAGCGCUGGGGGCAGCAGGCUUUCUUACAUUAGUUGCAGACAAGAAUAAAAUGGGCCUGUUGGGGAUGUCAGUUUCCUUACAGUCUCUGUUGCGAAGGUUAGUCAUUUUGUGGCUCAAGCUGAUAACUUUAUACAAGUUGGUCCAUUAGGUGUGAUCCCCUGACUGCUGUGAUGCCUGGUUAUGUAAAAGUUUGCUGGGGGUUGUGUCUGUUCCUAAAGAUGGCCUGCUUGCUGACUGCUUGAUGGUGUUGAUUAUAUAGUACAUAUUUAUCUAAUCAUUUACACUUAUUGUUUAAGAGAUGAUUUUGAAGUGCUACCUAUCAUGCCAAGUGCAUUACAGGUCAAAAAAUUUGUCAGGUUAAACUCUCCUGAGGGUAUUUCACUUUGUCCUAAUGCACAUUAUUUUGGGUGAAGCGUGGUAAGAUGAGUAAUGGUAAGCCUAGAAAAGGAUUUAUACACUAACAAAUGAAUUUUAGCUUUAACUUUUACCAUAAUAUGUGAUUAAUAUACAUACACAAACAUAAAUUGUUGUUUUUUUUUUUUUUUUUUUUUUUUAAUGAAUGAAAAUGAACAUGAUUUCAGCAUACAGGUUGUGUGGUUAAGUCUUCCACCAAGUAGUAGGGAUCCAGAUACAGUACUGAGCAUUAUAAAUUACUUUGGGAUUGGACUUAUGAAAAGUGUUAUAAUAGUUACCUCAUCCCUUGCAGCUAUAUUUAAGCCAAGUUUUGUGUGUCCAGUGAGGGUCAUCAGUUAUUUGCUAUGAUGGAUGACCUUCACUAAGGAUUAUAUUCAUAAAAUUUUGUAAAGAAGAAAGAUAUAAAAAUCUCAUUUAGAUGAAUCCAGUUGAUCACACUGUCAAGUAUGUGCUCACGGAAGUUUGAAAUUUUGUGAAAGUCUGUGAGGGAAUUGGGCAGAAUUUACAUAACCGAGGUUGAAAUGAGGUUGUUAGAUUUUACUUAAAAAAUUAUCUUAUUGUGCUUGUUGAUACACCUGUAUUGAUUUCCUGAGACUUUUCAAGAACUUAAUUCUAGGCUUGUCAUUGCUGAGCUUGUCUACCAAGACAAUUCCAAUAUUGUAAUGGCUGUCGUUGACUGGAGAAUGCUCUUGAUGCUUAUUGAACACUUUGUUUAUCACUUUUGUCUAGGAACGACUGCUUUAUGUAAAAAAUAUACAAAACGUUAUCCCUGGUUGGAUCCUUUUCUAGUGAUUAUAAUUUUUGAAGGUUAUAUGGGUCUGUUUUAAACUCCUUGGUGUUACUUUAUAAUUAUGAAAGGAUUUAUGUUUCAUAAGUAAAAACAGUUGGGCUUGUUUUGCACCUGCAUUGGAAAUCAUUGCCAAAGUGUUUUUCUUGUUGGUUUUCAUUUAAAGGAGCAAUAUACAAAUCAAUUUUGUUUUUAAGGCAUAAAAUCCUUUUUAAUGUUUAUGGGACUUUAGUUAAUCCUUAUCUUCUACUUGUCAGUCACACCAUUGUCAUACCAGUUAAUAAAUCUUGCAUCUCUGAAA